AUGCAAAUCGAAGAGCUUCCAGCCUCCCACGAAGCCAAGAAAAUCAUAUCACCCGGGCUCUUCAGGGUUCAAUCCCAGUUUGUCACUAGCAGCACCAAUGUCAGCUCCCUGAUCCAUGUGGAACCGGACGAGCUGGACGGUCUUGGCAGCUCCGACGACGGUCACAUCAUCCCGCUCCCUUUUGUCGAUAGUUUCCACCUUCUUCACCUCAUUGGACCUAACACUAGCGGUAACUUGCCCCACACGAAGAUGGUAGUCCUCCAGGACUCCAUCACGACCCUUUUCCUGGGCCAUGUGAUGCUUUGCUGUUGUGCGCCAUCGUACCAGCGACUUUUCAUCACGCCAAAAGGACAAGGAGAGAAUCCAUCCUGGCCGGGUGAGAGAUUUGUAUCUUAUGUUUUCGAUGAAUCCGUCCAUGUUUGCCAGCUCGGGGCGGAGGGAUUUGGCAAUGGUGAGAUAAGUGUCGAAUUGGGAUGGUUGAGGGCGGGUUUCGAAGACGACGGCAAACAUGGUGUCCUGAUGAUGAGUUAUAAUGAUUGA
This is a messenger RNA of Pyricularia grisea, 540 nucleotides long. RefSeq lists its product as uncharacterized. The record is from RefSeq and is a predicted model, not a curated record. The transcript has 2 exons. The coding region runs from base 1 to 540 and encodes 179 amino acids. NCBI's taxonomy places the organism in Eukaryota, Fungi, Ascomycota, Sordariomycetes, Magnaporthales, Pyriculariaceae.